Penicillium alfredii is the source of this 2457-nucleotide messenger RNA. RefSeq names its product GAG-pre-integrase domain-containing protein. The transcript has a single exon. The record is from RefSeq and is a predicted model, not a curated record. Gene Ontology annotation, biological process: DNA integration. Gene Ontology annotation, molecular function: nucleic acid binding. The coding region runs from base 1 to 2457 and encodes 818 amino acids. NCBI's taxonomy places the organism in Eukaryota, Fungi, Ascomycota, Eurotiomycetes, Eurotiales, Aspergillaceae.
AUGGAUUCGAACAAGUUUGAGCAACUAGGCUUGAGCUCAUUCUAUCACGCCAUACCGACUCUCGAUAAUGCCAAUGACUGGUCCCAGUGGAACCAGAAAGUCAAGGAGUUUCUUCGAAUAUCUCCCGUGGCUAAGGAUGACGCGACUCCCCCUUUGGAGGAGGAGGAAGCGCAGCAAUGGUCUCACCGUCAGACAUUUUACUCGGCAAUGAUCGCGGCCAAGCUGACCCACAAUGCGGCUCAGCGGAUAAACGCCUUCGACAUCACCCGGGUCCAAUCACUGAUCAAAGCGGUAAAGGAGCACUUCAAGCCCGAAGGUUCAGGCACAUAUGUGAAUCUUCAGAGACGGUACAUGUCACUCACCCGAGCAAAAUGUGGGAGUGCACAAGCCCUCGGGGCUGAGAUCAGAAAAAAUCACGCCGAGAAGCUUUUACUCGACCCCGCGUGUGUCACCUCUGAGAUUGAACGAACCUUCUUUUUCCUCCAUGCCUUAGGCCCGGAAUAUGAGAGCUUUCGCGACCAUAUCUUCAGACAAAUGGACAUAGUCAAUGACAGAGAUGAGAGCGGAAAUGUCACCAAAGCAGCUCCUACAUUUGACUACAUCGAAAACAAGGCCAUUGAGGAGGAGUAUAGGAAGGGUCAGCUGAGCAACCAGCCCACAGAUACGAAUGCGCUUCCUGCCUUCAUACUUAGCCAUAAGCCUGGAGACAGGAAAGUCAUACCGUCUCCAGAUGGGAAAACGUGCCGAAUCGAGAUGAACAAUGUUCCUUUCUGUGCUUUCUGCCGGAAACCCUAUCACAGAGAGUCACACUGCUUCAAAAAGAAUCCUAGCCUGAAGGAUCAAGAAAAGGAGAAAACGACCCGCCGACCAAGACCCAAAGAGGCGUACGCGGGUGUUCGCAAUCCAUCAAAGCGGCGAGCUAGUACGGAUCAUGAAGACGAUGAUUCAGAAGGACCGAGAGACCCCAAAAGACCGACGUUUGUGGCGACACAGGCCUCGAAACAAGAUAUCAAUGCAGCCUUUAGCGCCGAAGUUGAAGGAAAUGUUGCCACAUUUGACUUCUUUCCCAGCUUGAUGGCGACAAAAUCUCUCUCAAUCCGUGACGCCUGGAUCGUGGACAGUGGAUGUGCUCAGCACGUCUGCAAUAAUGCCUCGAGAUUCGUCAAUAUGGACGAAUAUAAUGGUCCACCGCUGAGAAGCGUCGAUACCUCGACGACUCCUUCCGGCGUAGGAGUGGCAAAUAUCUUGUGCAAUGUACGAGGAAGAAAGAAAUGGCUUGUCCUAGAUGACGUCUUGUUUGUCCCGACUGCGCAUGCGAAUCUUGUAUCUGUGUUGCAGCUUCUCAAUCGGGGGGCAGACAUUAAUUUCUCGAGCAACGGCGCCAUUAUUCGGAACAAAUCCGAUGGGAAAAAUCUGUUCACUGCGAGCCAAUAUCAUGGAGUCUACGCACUCGACCUAUGGGCAAAACUUUCUUUUCCAGCCUACCAUGUCAGCUCCCAGUCGGCACUCUGGCACAAUAGGCUUGCUCACAUGAGCGGUGCGAAUGUACAACGACUCAAAAAGCAAGCCCACGGCAUUCGGGAUGAUGCGCCACGCCAACCCUGCAACCCAUGCCUCCAGGGAAGAAUGAUUGAAACCCCCCAUCGUCGCUCAGAAGCGGGCAAAAGAGCCAAUUUUGCCAUGGAACUCCUCCAUAUUGAUGUUGCAGGACCUUUUGAGGAGGGCCUUGAUGGCAGUCGCUAUUGGCUUACCAUUGUUGAUGACUUUACUGGAUGGGUUGAGAUCGUCCCCAUACUACGACGGCAGGAAUACGUCGUUGAGUCCUUGCGGUACUUCCUCGAUCACAAUGAACGCCCUGAGCGCAAAUGCAGGCGAAUUCGUCUGGAUCGGAUCCCGGAGCAAGUGGGAGAAGAAAUGAAAUUUACCCUCUUCUCAAGGGCAAUCCGAGCCGAAGUUACGGGCGUCGACCAGCACCAACAGAAUGGAGUGGCGGAAAGAGCCCACAAGACAAUCUACGAUCGAGUCGGGCCAACGCUCGCACAUGCGAAACUACCGCCCAAAUUCUGGCCGGAGAUUGCGCGAACUGCGGCCUUCCUCUCGAAUCGAUCACCAUCAUCCAAACGCAAUAUGACUCCGUACCAAGCUUGGUAUGGUGAUAAGCCUGACCUGUCACGGCUGAGAGUCAUAGGAUCCAAGGGAGAGUAUCUAAUUCCACCCAAACAAAGAAAGAAGCUGACGGGACCAAGAACGAGGCCAUGUCUACUGCUGGGAUACGAAGGUAAUACAAACUACCGCAUCCUGCUAGAAGACGGCAGAAUCAUUGGUACUCCAAAUGCAGAAUUUUACGAAGUCCUCAACACUCCUUCCACGCAGACCAGAGAAGACGUGAGAGCCAAACAGCAGAGCUUUCCUGUGGCAACGGCUGCUGCCGCAGGGGGAGUGAGACGGUGGGACUAA